This is a messenger RNA of Lingula anatina, 4775 nucleotides long. RefSeq names its product ubiquitin carboxyl-terminal hydrolase MINDY-1. The record is from RefSeq and is a predicted model, not a curated record. Gene Ontology annotation, biological process: protein K48-linked deubiquitination. Gene Ontology annotation, molecular function: K48-linked deubiquitinase activity; cysteine-type deubiquitinase activity; cysteine-type carboxypeptidase activity. NCBI's taxonomy places the organism in Eukaryota, Metazoa, Brachiopoda, Lingulata, Lingulida, Lingulidae. Gene Ontology annotation, cellular component: cell periphery; cytosol.
UCUAACCAUAAUAGCUGAACCAAUUAAGUUUGAUAUAAGCAUCCUAACUCUAUGCUGUGCCAUUCAUAGGCAAUUCAGCAGAAUAAUACUCUACGUAUGCUAGAGAUUUGGUUUUGAAUGAACAUGUUAAAUACUCAGGUAAACGGCGGUGGCCGGGUGCGCAGAAACCUCCGUCCGCCCUAACUUUAUACAUGUAUAUGAACAUUUUACACCCCUCGAUACCACUGCAAGUCAACAAGUGGCAACACUCACAGCAAUCAAGUAGAAGUCCGACAAUCAGUGUUGAUGCAAACUUACUUCAUAGGACACUAAAAGAAAAAAUACACCACAGUGCACUGACAGACCUUUCCUAUGUCGAGUGAAAAAGAGAAGCACACAGCACAUUCUGGUGAACAGAGUUCAAAUUCAGUGAUGGAGGAGAACCUGGCACCAGCACAGCCUCAUGAAACAAGUGGUGAACAAAAUGGUGUCCAACAGAACACAUGUGCUGUAUCUGAGAUAGAAGCUUUAAAAUCAUCAGUGUCAGAUACAGUAGACAUUGCCACAGAGCCCAGUGAGCAGACAUUACCUCCACCUCCUCCAAGUACAAAUGAUGACAGUGGUUCUGUACCAGUAAAACAGAUAGAGGAGUGUGAGGGGUUUGGCUCUGUGGUCACACAGGAAGAUGAGAGUAAGGAGCCCAGUGGUGAUGGUGCGGCGGUGUCCUCUGCUAGCACUGCUGACCACACUGGCCAUAUUGACCAGCAGGAGAUCCUGGAAAUGUUUGACACAUUGUCCACUAGUAAAGACACAGUUCAACUGGACGCUGCAGUCACGGGUGUUCAGGAAAAUACCAAUGCUUCAUUUUCAGAAAAUGGAAACACAAAAGAUGUCACACUAAGUGCUAAUGAAAAGCUAGUUGUAAAUAUUCCUUGUAAUGAACAAUCCCAGUUAACAAAGAGCGAGAAUGUUGCCAUGGCAACAGUUGAUAAGGAAAGCCAAGAAGGUGCUACUGCAGCAGAAGCCAAUGGGGACCAAAAAACUCCACUCCAAAGUAUAUAUCACUUAAAAUGGAUCCAGUUUAAAGGGAAGAAGAUAGGAAUUGUUACUCAGAAUGAUAAUGGACCAUGUCCUCUUAUUUCCAUCAUCAAUGUAUUAUCGUUACGGAAUAAGUUAAAGUUUCCCGCCAUGAUGGAGAUAGUAACGUCUGGCCAGCUAAUGGAGUAUCUGGGAGACUGCGUCUUUGAACAAGCUCCAAAGAACAUCUCAGAAUCGGCCCAACUGAAUUAUGAGCAGAAUAUGCACGAUGCAAUGUCCGUGUUCCACAAACUGCAGACAGGAUUAGAUGUCAAUGUCAAGUUUACAGGCGUUAGAGACUUUGAGUAUACACCAGAGUGUAUAGUAUUUGACUUGCUCAAUAUUCUGCUGUAUCAUGGCUGGCUUCCCGACCCAGAGAGUCCUGAGAUUUUGUCUGCAGUGGGAAACCUCAGCUACAACCAGUUAGUGGAGAAGAUUAUCACUCAGAAAGCCUCAGACAAGGAGGAGCUGGUCACUGAAGCACUGAUAGCAGAGAACUUCCUGACCACCACUGCCUCCCAGUUAACUUACCACGGCCUUUGUGAGUUGCUGUCCACACUGAAGGAUGACGAGCUAGCUGUCAUGUUCAGGAACAACCAUUUUGGAACCAUCUACAAAAAACAGAAUGAGCUGUUUGUUUUGGUAACGGACCAGGGUUUCCUGACAGAGAGCAAUGUGGUGUGGGAGACGCUGUCCAACGUUGAGGGUGACUGCCAUUUUGUCAACUGUAACUUUGUCACCUACAGGAAGGCGGAGAUGACCCAAGGAGCUGGACAGGGGCCAGCCAAGGCAUCCCCAGAAAACCCAGAAAGCCAGGUGGACCAUGAUUACCUGGUGGCAUUAUCUCUACAGCAAGACCAGGCAGACCAGCUUCCAGCCUCAACAUGGUCGCCAGGACAGGAAUCUACAGAGCAGACCGACCUUCAACUGGCAAUGCAGCUGCAAGAGGAAGAAAACCGGCGUGCAGACUCAUCCCAACAGAGGCGAGAUGCCCGAAGACAGCAGCAGAUGCAACAAAACCAGCUCCAUCUACAACGCCAGUUUGAGGCUGCUAACCGGGAAAGGCAUGAUACGGAACAUAAGAAGAAAGAUGAUAAAUGUAUAUUGUUGUAAGCAUAUGGUAACCAGCUGUUACGUGAUAUGGAGAAGACCAAAAAUGAGGCAAUAAAAUAUAAAAAAAGAAAGAAAAUGGUUAGCUUACUCAGAGAUAUUUCUUAACAAAUAUUGAAAGCAUGAAGACACUGGUGUGCUACUUAUUAAAAAAAAGAGUUGUUGUCCUUAGACAAGAGUACAAUGGUUGUUCUCACCUACAGCAAUGUGAAGUGUUGCCAGUCACAGAUAGAUGGCACUGUUGUUCUGGUAAUAGACUUAGGACAAGCGCAGGAUGUUUAGAUACUUGGUCACCCACACCAAGUAUUUGGCAUGUUGAAUUUAUAUGAAGUGCUAAAAAACAUCAUUUUAGAAGAUUGAUUGUUACAUCAACAUGGUUUUCUUCAUUUCAUGUUUGAUAUUAUUUAUUAUUGCUGAACAUUAAAAUUAAUUUAAGAAUUGGGAGAUUUUUGCAAUCUCGUAAAUAUAAAAAUUUAAGUUAGAAGACCCCUGUUUGAAUGCCCAUUUUCAUGCACCCAUUAUAAAGAUACACUGUUUCAUUGUGUAGAAAUCAGAUCUGAUGGUCAGCACCAGGAAAUUAUAUACUGUUAUUGUGGCUACUUCUCAUCCGAUCACCACAGUUUAAAAGUAGAACAUCUCUACAAUUAAACAUUUUAAAUAGAUUUUUUUUCAAUAAUUUGACUAUCUAGAGCGUUUCAUUUGUGAUGGGUCCUUUACUCCCUGUCAGCACAGAUGCCACACCUUCACAGGAAAUUUCCCUGAAAAAUGCACAAAUGAUGCAACUUGUAGCAAACCAAAUGAUUUCUGUGCCACUUGUAACCUUCCUUGCCGAAAAUACCAGUACAAGUAUAUACUUGGUUGUUAUCUGUCACAGAUAUUGCAGUUUGUAUCUUUCAAACAGUCACAGAGGCAUGGCUGCUGUUGACUAGAAAAUAGACAUUUUUGCCACAGAAAGGUGACAUUUGUUCAAACAAAUCAAAUGUUUUCUGUUAUAAGUAGAAUUUGCAUUGAAAAUGUGUUAGUUAUGAAGAAUGAAAAAACUAUGAAAAUAUGAUACAAACACAUGAUUUGACUUUUUUCUUUUUAAAAUUAGAAGCUUGUUCCUUGACUGCUUACCUUGGACAAUGUUGCUUUAAUGCAUUUAUCUGAACACAAGUGAUCUUUGUCAGUGAUUUUGAAAGAUAGUUAAAGCUGAAUAUUUUAGAGAUGAUAAAUUAUUGUUUAGUUAUUAAGAUUAUAUGGUUGCAACUUUGAGUGUAAAUUUGUGUUCAUAUUUAAUAUGCUUAUCAUUUCAACAUUUAAUAGGUGAAUAUUUCUGACAAAUUGUGUAUUAUUGGCUCAAUUUCCACGGGAAGAUUCCAUUUACCCAUUUUAUAUAGUAGUAAAAAUCUUUGGUCAGUGGAGGUAUGAAAUGUUAGAGUCCACAGACAUUCUUCCUUGAAAUGUAGAAAAGAAUUUAUAUAAUUUUCUGUAGUAAUAUUUAGUCUUCAAUAAUUACAUUUCAUGAGUAUGUAUUUAUGGGAAAAAAAUGACUUCUGUUUCCCCGUCUUCACCCAUUCCAUGUUGCUGUGUUUUUAUUGGAGUGUCUGGAGAGCGUUGUUCUGAAACUGAUAAUCUGCUUAAAAUACUGCAAGUAAGAUAUUUAUUGAGGUUAACAUGUCAUAUGAAAAUAUGCCGGAGUACAUUUUUAAUGUAAUCAGGGGCUCUCUUUCACAGAAAAAAACUAAGCUAACCAAGUAUCUUAAGGGCCUUGAUCAUGUUUGCAUUUAACAAUCAUUAUUACUGUUCAGAUUUAUUUUAGUGUCUUUGAAUCUCAGAUUAAUUGUAGUGGUAUCAGUGGAGUUAUGGGGUGUUGCAAUAUAGAAAUAUUUGCCAUUGGCAUAAAAAAAACAACUAGAAAGACUCGUGACUUAAACUUAUUAAUUGCAUCACAAAUAUUGAGUAUUUUAUUUUACUUAGCCACUGUUGUGCAAAUGAAAUGUACAAGCAAUGAACAGAAAUGUGCAUCAUGAGUUGUUUCAUCUAGAAAAGGGGUUCCAAAACCUUAAGAUGCGUCUUGAACAAUACAUACAUCAGAUGUAUACUACAAAAAGUGCAAUUCUUUAGCUUUAAUCCUCUUUAGGUGACAGAAAGGUGUGGUCCAUCUUGAAAAUGCACCAGUGAACAUGGGGGUGGUCUGGCCACAGUAAGUGUAGAAGUACAACAGUUUUAGCUUUCAGUUUGCUAUGAAACCGUCACACCAAUACCUAGGGUUCUGAUAUCAUUAUUUGCAGUAUGUACAGGGGGUAUAUGCUGUUGUCGUUGUACAACAUAAUGGUUUUUCUGCCUUGAAUUAUUUGCCUUUCUGAUACUUCUGGCUGAUAAUUUUGUGUACUGGUAGCAAUAUUGCCCAGCUUGUCUGUAUUUUCAGUAGACAGAAAUAUGUAAAUAAUUGUCAUUCAUCCUUUAUUUUCCAAAUACCUUGAUAGAUGGAUGUUAAAAUUGUUUUAUCUUUGACACACCAAUAUAUUUUAAUGCUUUAGAAAUGUAUUGAUAUCCUCCCAAGUGGUCCAACCCUGUAACUUCAUCAAAGUCCAGAGAAUUAUCUAAUAAACUCAACUUGUUAAAAA